Molecule: messenger RNA, 1227 nt
Organism: Knipowitschia caucasica
Lineage: Eukaryota; Metazoa; Chordata; Actinopteri; Gobiiformes; Gobiidae
Source: the annotation of a GenBank genome assembly
AUGGCGUCGGCGUGGGUCUGUUCUCAGGCGCUGGGACUCAAACUGAAGCCGCUCCAUGGGUGCUCUGUGGCGGGGGACAUUCUGAAGCACUGGGACGGAGAUGUGGCUUCUUCGUUGUUGUCUGAUUUCUACGUUGUGUGUAAUGGCCGAGUUUUGGAACAAGACCAGAGUCUGGACCAUGGACUGGUCUAUCGCCUGGAACCACGGCUGCGAGGAGGCAAAGGAGGGUUCGGGUCGAUGCUGCGAGCGCUGGGAGCUCAGAUCGAGAAGACCACCAACAGAGAGGCGUGUCGCGACCUGAGCGGGAGGAGACUGCGGGACGUGAACCACGAGAAGGAAAUGGCCGAGUGGCUGAAGAAGCAGUCUGAGCGAGAGGCGGAGAAAGAGCAGCGACGACUCGAGAAAAUCCAGAACAAACUGAAGGAACCGAAGCAUCAGUUCAGCGACGCCAAGUUCACCCAGCAGUGCCACGAGCUGUCGGAGCGCCUGGAGGACUCUGUGAUCAAAGGUCUCCAGGCGUCCUGCAGCUCUGGGGUCAGAGGUCAGACCUCCAAACGUCACAGAGACCAGAGCCAAGAGGAACCAGAGAAGAAGAAGAGCGCCCCCUAUGGCUGGACUGGACUGGACCUGAGCGAUGAAGACUCUGAUCCAGACCAGAGUUCGGACUCUGAUGAAGACCGGCCCACAGCCUCCGGUUCAGGACCAGUCCUAGAGGCCAGACCUAAGGCCAGUCCAGGACCCGUCCCAGAGGCCAGUCCAGGACCCGUCCCAGAGGCCAGUCCAGGACCCGUCCCAGAGGCCAGUCCAGGACCCGUCCCAGAGGCCAGUCCAGGACCCGUCCCAGAGGCCAGACCUGAGGCCAGUCCAGGACCAGUCCCAGAGGCCAGUCCAGGACCAGUCCCAGAGGCCAGACUUGAGGCCAGUCCAGGACCAGUCCCAGAGGCCAGACCCGAGGCUAGUUCAGUCCCAGAGUCCAGACCUGAUAUGAUCCAGAAGAAAGGAGAGUCCAGCACUGAUCUCAAGGAAAACCAGGAGAAAGAGCAGAACCAAACCCAGACUCCAGAACAGCGCCCCCUGCUGGACCUGGACUCGGUCUCCUGUGCUGAGGACCUGGAGGUUCUGGGUCUGAAGGUUCUGAAGGAGGAGCUGCAGAGACGAGGCCUCAAGUGUGGAGGAACACUGUCUCAGAGAGCCGCUCGCCUUUUCUCUGUGAAGACCCAGACCUGA